GAGUCCGGUCUGGGACCCAUUUGGUCGUACUUGUACCCCCCCAGCACAGGAUUACCGUUCCACUGCCUGUACAGGUGCUGUGACAGCUGGACUUGGUAUAAAGAUCCAACGACAUAUCCCCAUCUAAGUGUGCUGCACGAUGGUCGCAUCUCAGGGCCAGAUGUAUAGAGCUAUUCAGGAGAUCCAAUUCAGAAAUAACCGUCCCUCCAUCGACUACUCCAAACAACGGCUCGAGAAUGGCAGCGUUGUUAGCACACAGGAACGAAUCGUAAAGGACGUCGUUGCACCCGCCACGGACGUACCCACCGAUUCUCAGCUCUUCGCUUCACCAGACCGUACCAAACCCAAUCUCCCCUUUCUGAAGAACCACUUCUUCAGAGAGGGUCGGGUUAAGGAGGACCAUGCACUUUGGAUCAUCGAAAAGGCAACAGCGCUGCUCCGGGCGGAACCGAACGUCCUCGACGUCGAUGCUCCCAUCACAGUCUGUGGGGACAUCCACGGUCAAUAUUACGACCUCAUGAAACUCUUCGAGAAAGGCGGCAGCCCAGAGACGACACGAUAUCUGUUUCUGGGAGACUAUGUAGAUCGAGGGUACUUUAGCAUCGAGUGCGUGCUCUAUCUAUGGGCGCUCAAGAUACACAACCCAGGCGCAAUAUUCCUUCUCCGAGGAAACCACGAAUGCCGUCGUCUGACGGAAUACUUCACCUUCAAAACCGAAUGCAAACACAAGUACUCUGAGCGCGUGUAUGACGCUUGCAUGGAGUCGUUCUGCGCCCUCCCUCUCGCAGCAAUCAUGAACAAACAAUUUCUCUGUAUACACGGCGGACUCUCCCCCGAACUUUUUACUGUCGAUGACCUCCGAAACAUAGACCGCUUCCGUGAACCACCCACGCACGGGUUAAUGUGCGACAUCCUCUGGUCGGACCCAACCGAAGAUUUUGGGUCCGAAAAAACGACAGAAGGUUUCUUGCAUAACCAUGUCCGAGGUUGUUCGUACUUCUUUACGUAUGCUGCGACCUGUAAGUUCCUUGAACGAAACAAUUUGUUGUCGAUCGUACGUGCGCAUGAGGCUCAGGACGCUGGCUUCCGGAUGUACAGGAAAGCCCAGAACACGGGCUUCCCAGCUCUUAUUACGAUAUUCUCAGCACCGAAUUAUCUUGACGUAUACAAUAACAAGGCUGCCGUGCUGAAAUAUGAGAAUAAUACGAUGAAUAUUACUCAAUUCAAUUGCACACCCCACCCAUAUUGGCUCCCGAAUUUUAAAGACGUUUUCGAAUGGAGUUUACCAUUCGUCGGGGAGAAAAUAACGGACAUGCUUGUCGCGGUCCUCAACACUUGCACAAAGGAGGAGCUCGAAGAAGAGACUAUGACAUCGACAGCAUCUUCACCUUCCCAUUCUGAAGACAGAAGGCGCGUCAUCAAGAACAAGAUUCUUGCUGUGGGUCAUAUGGCUCGCGUGUUUUCCCUUCUUCGCGAAGAGUCAGAGAACGUUUCUGAGCUUAAAAGUAUAUCUGCAACAGGGAAGUUACCCUGCGGCACACUUGCGCUCGGUGCGGAAGGCAUCAAGAAAGCGAUCAUGAGCUUCGAAGACGCACGCCGAUCUGAUAUCGAGAACGAACGACUUCCACCGGUGCUAUUCGACAAAGUUCCGGAACGGACUUUCCUGACUCGUUCACCGCCUCUGCCCUCAUCCUCUGGUAUCUCCUCAAUUACGAACUCAAACACCCACCCACACUCGCAACCACAUUCGCAGCUACACUCGCGUCUUAACCGCUCCCCCACACCCUCUGACGAGGAACGCUCAGGAACGCCCCUCCUCGAUCGUGCAUCAUCGCCCGCAGGAAGUGCAUCUAGUAUGAGCUCUCCUCCGACACCUCCUCCGCCAUCUUUCGCAGCUGUGAAUGAGCGUCGAUCAAAGAGUCCGUCACCGAUGUCCAGGAGUGUGCAGAGUACGAUUUCGAUGAUUCAGGCAGCGUUGGAUGGGAAAAGGAGUGGUGGAAGUUAAUAUAUAACUUU
Molecule: messenger RNA, 2016 nt
Organism: Pisolithus orientalis
Lineage: Eukaryota; Fungi; Basidiomycota; Agaricomycetes; Boletales; Pisolithaceae
Product: serine threonine protein phosphatase 2B
Exons: 12
Coding region: 140-2005 (621 amino acids)
Biological process (GO): fungal-type cell wall organization; calcineurin-mediated signaling
Cellular component (GO): calcineurin complex; cytoplasm
Molecular function (GO): calmodulin binding; calmodulin-dependent protein phosphatase activity
Source: RefSeq, a predicted model, not a curated record